Leguminivora glycinivorella is the source of this 5056-nucleotide messenger RNA. RefSeq names its product ATP-binding cassette sub-family C member 4-like. Gene Ontology annotation, molecular function: ATP binding; ATP hydrolysis activity; ABC-type transporter activity. The record is from RefSeq and is a predicted model, not a curated record. The coding region runs from base 206 to 4252 and encodes 1348 amino acids. Gene Ontology annotation, cellular component: membrane. The transcript is spliced from 25 exons. Lineage: Eukaryota; Metazoa; Arthropoda; Insecta; Lepidoptera; Tortricidae. Gene Ontology annotation, biological process: transmembrane transport.
UGUAGCAGACGUGAAUACACAUCAAAGCCGUACAGACGCGUUCCUACUCCAAUGUUCGGCUAUUGUCUGAAGAAAAUAGUACUAUGUAAAAUUUGAAUAAAAUAUUUUCAGAAUAUUUUUUCGGUCUUUAUCGUGACGCCUACUACUUACCUAAUUAUUAAUUAAACUCAUAGUAUUAUUUGUGAAGUGAUACGUUUUGUCCAAAAUGACCAAGAAACAGAAGAAAGUGGAUGGCCCAGCAGAAAAAAAGAUGGACGGAAAGACUUCAAUACAGGAUCCUCCCGGAUUGAUUGCAAGGCUUGGGUUUUUCUGGAUGAUUCCAGCGUUUUAUAACGGUAAUCGCAGGGAUUUAGAAGAAUAUGAUUUAAUAGCAGCGAAAAGUAUUUAUGAUUCGAAAAUAGUAGGAGACAAACUAGAGCGUGUGUGGUAUGAAGAGGAAUUCAGAGCAAAAGCAGCUGGCAAAAAGCCAUCGUUUACAAGAGCACUGAUCAAAGCUUUCGGAUGGUCAUUUUUGCCCGGAGGGUUGAUGCAGUUCGCCGCAGAAGCUAUAAGGACGGGAACGCCACUACUCUUCGCACAGCUGCUGACCUACUGGCAGGUGGACUCGACCAUGAGCGUCCAAACCGCGGCGUACUACGCAGCUGGAGUGAUCCUGGGCAACUGGAUUGCAGCCUUCUGCAAUCAUCACGGGAACUUGUUCUGCCAUCAGUUUGGAAUGAAACUUAGAAUCGCGACGAGUUCGUUGAUGUUUAGAAAGGUCAUGGUCAUGGAUAACGGCGCUCUCGGUGGGACGACUGUGGGCAAAAUCGUCAAUAUUUUAUCGAACGAUUUGUUGCGUUUCGACAUGGCGCUCCUCUUCCUGCACUAUGUUUGGAUCAUACCGCUGCAGUAUGCUGCUAUCUUGUACCUGGGUUACUUGCAGGCUGGGUACUCCGCAUUUGUUGGGUUGGCCGCGUUGCUGAUCAUAGCCAUCCCCAUCCAAAGUGGCCUGAGUCGACUAAUAGCCAAGGUUAGGUUCCGCACAGCUGAGAAAACAGACGACCGGGUCAAGACAAUGAGCGAAGUUAUUAAUGGAAUACAGGUUAUUAAAAUGUACGCUUGGGAGAUACCAUUCCAAAAAGUAAUUAGUCAUAAGCGAAGCCUAGAGUUGAAACAAGUGAGAAUCGCAACCAUUUUGAAGACAGUCUUCCUCGGCUUCAUGAUGUUCACGGAGAGGACGGCGCUGUUCAUCGCUAUCCUGGUCUACAUUCUGCUAGGGAACACGAUGUCAGCAUCUGUUAUAUAUCCGCUGCAGCAAUUUAUAAGCACUGCGAGCGUGAAAGUGACUCUGAUCUUGCCGCUGGUGCUGUCCUUCACGGCCGAGAUGCGCGUGACGCUCCGACGGGUCGAGGAGUUCCUCGCUUUUGAGGACCGGGCCGACUUGGUGGCGAGCCAGCCGGGCGCGCAGCUCCACUUCCCGCGCCGCAAGAGCGAGCGCCCUGUCAGCGCGCUGUCCUACAAAUUCACCGCCGAGGACUUCCUUACUCCCUCCAAUGGCUUCAUUCCUUACGACAAGAAGUUCAACCGAAGCGUGUCCCUUCUGGACGACGUCGCCGUGGACGUGCGCGACGUCAGCGCCAGCUGGACCGACGAUCCCAACUUCCAGGCCCUCAAGAACAUAACGUUACGCAUUCGGAAGGGCAAGCUGUGCGCCGUCAUCGGGUCCGUUGGGUGCGGAAAGUCGUCGUUCCUGCAACUACUCCUGAAGGAGCUGAGCGCGUCGUCUGGCAGCGUGUCAACAUACGGCUCGCUGUCCUACGCGUGCCAAGAGGCGUGGCUCUUCCCCGCCACCGUGCGGGACAACAUAUUGUUCGGAUUGCCGUAUAUUGCAAGCAAAUAUAGGACCGUAUGCAAAGUAUGCGCCCUCGAGAAGGAUUUUAAGCAGUUCCCGUUCAGCGACCAGACGCUGGUGGGCGAGCGGGGUGUGUCGCUGUCGGGCGGGCAGCGCGCGCGCAUCAACCUGGCCCGCGCGGUCUACCGGGAGGCGGACAUCUACCUGCUGGAUGACCCGCUGUCAGCGGUGGACGCGAACGUGGGCCGGCAGCUGUUCGAGGGCUGCAUCAACGGCUACCUGCGCGGCAAGACGCGCGUGCUCGUCACGCACCAGAUACACUUCCUCAAGGCGGCCGACUACAUCAUCAUACUGAAUGAGGGGAAAAUCGAAAAUAUGGGGACAUACCAAGAAUUAAUGAAGAGUGGCAGAGAGUUAUCAAGAUUUAUAUCAGAAGACAAAGAUAAAGACUCAGCCAGUCUCAGCGCAAAGAGUGACGAUAAAGCUAACGCGGUAAAGAGACGUGUGUCUCGGGUGAGCGAAGCGGAGGAGCAGCCGGAGUUUAAGGCGCAAGUGAUAGCGGCGGAGGAGCGGCAGUCGGGCGCGCUGCGGCUCGAGGUGAUCGCGGCCUACUUCCUGUCCGGCAACAGCGUCUGCUACGUGCUGUUCGCCGUGGGCGUCAUCCUGGCCGCCACCGCUGCCGCCGGCGCCGCUGACUACUGGGUCAGCAAUUGGACAAAUGAAAUGGCAAGACAUGAAGCGGCAGGAGGAAGUGAUACCGAUGGCGGGCUCGACGAGCAGGUGGGUCGGUUCACGACGCGGCAGUACCUGAUCGUGCACGGCAGCAUCGUGGCCGUGCUCAUCGUGUUCGUGAACGUGCGCGUGCUGCCUUUUGUGCAGCUCUGCAUCGCCUCUUCCCGGAAACUGCACAACAAAAUGUUUUCAGUCAUGUUGCGGGGCAUCAUGCGCUUCUUUGACACUAGCUCUUCAGGACGGAUAUUAAAUCGCUUCACCAAAGAUAUCGGCGCUGUGGAUGAGAUCCUGCCACGUACGCUCCUGGACGUGUUCCAAAUCUACAGCACUCUGGCCGCCAUCUUGACUCUCAACGCCAUCGCCCUGUACUGGACUCUCAUACCGUCUGCGGUGCUCAUUGCCAUAUUCGCGAUCCUUGUUAAAAUCUACUUAAACGCUGCUCAGAGCAUUAAACGUCUUGAAGGCACAACCAAGAGUCCCGUUUUCGGCUUGGUGACCUCUUCUCUUAAUGGCAUUGCAACUAUACGAUCUUGUGGAGCCCAAAAGAAGCUAAUUGAAGACUUUGAUCGGCAUCAGAACUUACAUACGGCUGCUUGGAAUGGAUUCUUAGGAGGAGGUUCAACUUUCGGCUUUUAUUUGGAUACCCUAUGUUGUAUCUACCUGGCUACCGUAAUAUUCGUCUUCUUAUACAUCGACUUUGGCGGUGCGAUAGAGAUCGGCAGCGUGGGCCUGGCGGUGACGCAGAGCCUGACGCUGACGAUGAUGCUGCAGCACGGCGCGCGCAUGCUGGUCGAGUUCCUGGCGCAGCUCACCAGCGUGGAGCGCGUGCUCGAGUACAGCCGCAUCGACACCGAGACCAACCUGUUUGAGGGCCAGGUAUCCACUCCCACCCUGUGGCCUUCGCAGGGCAGGAUCGUAUUCCAAAAUGUUAACAUGCGGUACGCUCCCGAAGAAGCCCCGAUACUGAAAAACUUAAAUAUUACGAUCGAAAGUGGCUGGAAGGUUGGUGUAGUGGGCAGAACUGGUGCCGGAAAAUCGUCCCUAAUUUCUGCAUUGUUCAAAUUUGCAUUUUUGGACGGCACUGUCACAAUUGACGGACUAGAUACAUCGCUGAUAGCUCGACAAGACCUACGAACCAAAAUUUCUAUCAUACCUCAAGAGCCGGUCCUAUUCUCUGCAACGAUUCGUUAUAAUCUAGACCCGUUCAACGUGUACAGUGACGACGACCUCUGGAGAGCACUCGAACAGGUCGACAUGAAAUCUGCAAUCCCAUCUCUAGAUUUCCUAGUAACAGAGGGAGGAUCUAAUUUUUCUGUAGGACAAAGGCAAUUGAUGUGCCUGGCCCGCGCUGUACUCAGAUCUAAUAAAAUUUUGAUUAUGGAUGAAGCUACUGCCAACGUAGACCCCGAGACUGACAACUUUAUACAGAAAACGAUCCGCAGCAAAUUCGCGUCAUGUACGGUGCUGACGAUCGCUCACCGGCUCAACACCAUCAUGGACUCGGACCGCGUGCUGGUGAUGGACAGCGGCGAGGUGGCCGAGUUCGACUACCCCUACCACCUGCUGGCCGACCCCAACAGCCGCCUGUCCUCCAUGGUCCGCGAGACUGGCGACUCCAACAUGGCUCGUCUGUUCCAGAUAGCCAAGGACGCCUAUUUCCAAAGUAAUCUGAAAGAAAACGCCACAUGAAUUAAAUGAACCAAAGAAAUAAAAUAAAAACCGCCUCAUUAAAGGACCAUGACUUUGUACGGAGCUUGGUGCAGAAAUCACGAGAGAUGACAGUUAGGUCAUUAGAUACUGUAGAUAGGUAAUUAUGUACUUUAUUUUGCUCUGUGUGGACAGACACAAAUCAGUUCCACCGCAGAACUAAGGUCUGCAAAUGGUUUGGUGAGUGAAAUAUAAGUAGUAGGUAGAUAAAAAUCUUUGAAAUAUCUAAUUCUUAAUUCUGUUGAUUUUUAGACCAUUAUGAGGUAUAGUCCUUUACCUAUUCCAAAAGGGGAAGUCAGUUGCAGUUAGGUUGCUGUGCAUACAAACGCCGCUACGGUGUGUGAUAUGGAAACCCUAUGUAGGUACAUAUCCCAGAAAUAGGCAUACAAGCCAAUGUUUAAACUGCCACACUACUUAUUGUGACAAAGUAGGGAUAAAUAAAUUAAAAUAAAAUAAAGAGUACAUUUUACAUAUUAGUAUUACUUAGUUAACUAUGUGUGCUUAACACAGCAAAAGGGAGUGUACAAGUUUCUAAUGGGGUGGCAACGCGCAUGUGACACUGUUUGAGUUGCAGGCGUCCAUAGGUUACGGUGACCGCAUUACAUCAGGCGGGCCGUAUGCUUGUUUGCCACCGACGUAGCAUUAAAAAAAAACUUAGUUAAGUGUUAUUUAUACCCCUAGUAUAUCUAUGUAAAGUAAUCUACAAUGUACAUACCUACUUGUAAUACUUUAACGAAUAACGAAUAACUUUAACAGCAAAUAAAUAAAAUUUUCCAUUACACUAAA